AUCAUCUGUCGUUGUUAUUUACAAAACUUGUGUCGAGUUUCGAAAAACGCUAUUUAAGCAAAAUAAUACAUUAUCUGAAUAAAAACUGACGAUGGAAGAGGAGAAAAAGGAUGACCCGCCACCAAUUAAACGAUACAGGCGUGAGGAGAAAUCUUCGGAAUCGGAAGAAGACUUGGAUAACUAUGAACCUUAUGUUCCUGUUAAGGAAAGAAAAAAACAACAGUUAAUGAAGCUCGGGAGACUCGGACAGCUUGCUGCAGAGGCUGCUGCUGAGCCUAAGAGCUCCAGCGACAAUGAUCCAGACGAUGAGACAUCUCAAGAAGAAUGGGGACGUCGGUACAAUGUCUCACUGUUAGACCAGCAUUCAGAACUGAAGAGGCUAGCUGAAGCGAGGGCCCUGUCUGCAGCAGAGAGGCAGGCAAGAGAAGAAGAACAUAUCCUGGAGAGUGUUGCACAGAGUAAAGCACUUAUGGGAGUCGCCGAGUUGGCCAAAGGUAUUCAGUACGAGGAACCGAUAAAAACGUCAUGGCGUCCACCACGGUGCAUACUCGAACUACCUGAAGAAAGACACGAAAGGGUGCGAAGACAGCUCCGAAUCCUGGUCGAGGGUGAAGAUGUACCGCCUCCGAUCAGAACCUUUCAACAUAUGAAGUUUCCUAAAGGUAUCCUAAGAGGUUUAGAAGCUAAAGGUAUUAAGAAACCAACUCCGAUUCAGGUCCAAGGAAUACCAGCAGUGCUCAGUGGUAGAGAUAUGAUCGGCAUAGCUUUCACCGGAUCUGGAAAAACCUUGGUGUUCACACUGCCUAUCAUUAUGAUGUGUUUAGAACAAGAGAUCAAAAUGCCGUUCAUCAAAAACGAAGGACCAUACGGUCUAAUAAUAUGUCCGUCUCGAGAAUUGGCGAAACAAACGCACGACAUCAUUCAACAUUUUGUGAAGCAACUCAAAUUGUGUGGCAACCCUGAAAUACGUAGCUGUUUGGCUAUUGGAGGCAUCGCUGUGUCUGAAUGUAUGGAAGUCGUACAACGCGGUGUCCACAUAAUGGUUGCGACGCCCGGACGACUUAUGGACAUGCUCGAUAAGAAAAUGGUACGCUUAAACGUAUGCCGUUAUCUCUGCAUGGACGAGGCCGACAGAAUGAUAGACAUGGGCUUUGAAGAGGACGUCAGAACAAUAUUCUCCUAUUUCGCUGGUCAGCGUCAGACCUUGCUCUUCAGCGCUACCAUGCCGCGGAAGAUUCAGAAUUUUGCCAGGUCUGCCUUAGUGAAACCGGUCACAGUGAAUGUAGGCCGAGCUGGUGCAGCAUCACUGAACGUGCGUCAAGAGUUAGAACCAGUAAAGGCUGAAGCUAGAACAGUACAUUUACUACAAUGUCUUCAAAAAACGCCACCACCAGUGCUGGUGUUUGCUGAGAGAAAGCAAGACGUGGAUGCUAUCCACGAGUAUCUACUGCUUAAAGGAGUGGAAGCUGUAGCCAUACACGGAGGAAAGGAUCAGGAAGAAAGGUCACGUGCUGUGGAAGCCUUCAGGAGAGGAGAGAAAGAUGUACUCGUGGCCACCGAUGUCGCUAGUAAAGGUCUUGACUUCGCAAACAUCCAACAUGUUAUAAACUACGAUAUGCCCGAAGAUAUAGAGAACUACGUCCAUCGCAUCGGUCGUACAGGCAGAGCCGGGGGUGAAGGCGUAGCUACAACCUUACUAGGAAGAGCGGCUGACGACAGCGUGCUAAGAGAUCUCGCGCAUUUGUUAAGAGAGGCUCAACAAAAAGUCCCUUCGUUCCUGUUGGAUAUGAUUGGCGAGCCAGACGUUCCGGUGCCAGAUGGACAGGGCUGUUCAUAUUGUGGUGGUUUGGGACACAGGAUUACAGAAUGUCCGAAAUUGGAGGCGGUACAAAACAAACAAGCGUCGAACAUCGGAAGAAGAGAUUAUUUGGCGAACACUGCGGCUGAUUAUUAAUUUUUAGUACCUAUUUGAAAUCGUCAUGAGCUAAUGUUCACAUGUAAACAGCAGCUCAUGUAAAGAGAUUGUCCAGUCAACUGAUGGUAGCGGUGACUGUCCAGGCGACACACGUACUUAGGUAUCAUCAUGAGCUAAUGUUCACAUGUAAACAGCAGCUCAUGUAAUGUUUUGAUAAACUAUUUUUAAGUAAUAAUUUUAUAAUGUAAAUAAAUAA
Molecule: messenger RNA, 2171 nt
Organism: Spodoptera exigua (beet armyworm)
Lineage: Eukaryota; Metazoa; Arthropoda; Insecta; Lepidoptera; Noctuidae
Source: the annotation of a GenBank genome assembly